Molecule: messenger RNA, 826 nt
Organism: Columba livia (rock pigeon)
Lineage: Eukaryota; Metazoa; Chordata; Aves; Columbiformes; Columbidae
Gene: MGST1
Product: microsomal glutathione S-transferase 1
Exons: 5
Coding region: 9-692 (227 amino acids)
Cellular component (GO): membrane; mitochondrion
Molecular function (GO): glutathione transferase activity
Source: RefSeq, a predicted model, not a curated record
GCUGCGCGAUGGCGGCUCCGGGCGGGAGCGGAAGAUUCGCCUGUUCCCCCCUCCCUCGCCGCCUUCCCGGCGCGAAGUCAUGGCGGGGCCCAGUGCUCGGCCUGGUGACUCAUCACCACAGCCACACAGGUCCAGACAAGGCUGAAUUUCUUUUACUGAGCAAACAGCUGCUCACCUCCAUCCUGCCUGCCUCCCCACCAAGGUCGUCAGUGAGAAGUGGAGAAAUGGCUAAAUUGACUCAGUUAAUUGACAAUGAAGUCUUCUGGGCUUAUGCCACUUAUACAACUAUUGUGCUUCUGAAAAUGAUGCUAAUGAGUCCUGUAACGGCAUACUUCAGAAUCACAAGAAAGGCAUUUGCCAACCCAGAAGAUACAGCAUCACUUGGUAAAGGAGAGAGCGCCAAAAAAUUUCUGCGGACAGAUCCAGAUGUUGAACGUGUACGCAGGGGCCACCUGAAUGACCUUGAAAAUAUUGUCCCAUUUCUUGGCAUUGGACUGCUGUAUACUCUCUGUGGCCCUGAGCUGUCCUCAGCCUUGCUACAUUUCAGGAUCUUUGCUGGGUCUAGGAUCCUUCACACUUUUGCGUACUUGAUCCCUCUUCCCCAGCCCAGCAGAGGUUUGUCUUGGGCAGUUGGGUAUGUAGUGACCAUCUCGAUGGCGUACCAAGUGCUGAAGACGGCAUUGUACCUGUAGCAGAGUCAUAGCUUCUAUGUACCAUUCCAUAUUCCGUGAGAAGUUUCCAGCAGUGUAUGAUGAUGUCUAGAAUGAGUUUUCCAUGGUGACUGGAAUUUGAUUUUUAGCAGAGGCUUUUCAUUCCUGUUCAGAAA